Molecule: messenger RNA, 431 nt
Organism: Meleagris gallopavo (turkey)
Lineage: Eukaryota; Metazoa; Chordata; Aves; Galliformes; Phasianidae
Source: RefSeq, a predicted model, not a curated record
AGCCAAAGUAGAUGUUUUAUACUUUCCUAUGUUGUGUUUUACAGGCUCUAGGAAGUUUUUACUUUCUUCAUGAAUCUUUGAAAAACAUCUACCAGUUUGAUUUUAAAGCUAAGAAGUAUAAGAAGGUUACUGGGAAAGAAAUCUACUCAGACACUUUAGAAAGCACACCCAUGCUGGAAAAAGAGAAGUUUCCACAGGAUUAUUUCCCUGAGUGCAAGUGGUCCAGAAAAGGUUUCAUUCGAACGAGGUGGUGUAUUACUGAUUGUGCCUUUGACUUGGUAAACAUUCAUCUUUUCCAUGAUGCUUCCAAUUUAAUUGCUUGGGAAACAAGCCCAUCGGUUUACUCAGGAAUACGGCAUAAGGCUCUUGGCUAUGUGCUUGAUAGGUAUGUAUUGGCCUCUCUCUAUCAUCUUUGAUGUUCAUAAAUGGUU